This is a messenger RNA of Fusarium venenatum, 618 nucleotides long. The record is from RefSeq and is a predicted model, not a curated record. NCBI's taxonomy places the organism in Eukaryota, Fungi, Ascomycota, Sordariomycetes, Hypocreales, Nectriaceae.
AUGGAUGCUUGCCAAGAAGUAAUGAAGGCUUUUGUCAAAGUCUCUCUGAGACAUUAUUCAGGUUUCCACAGCUCGCUGGACUUUCGGUCUGCUAUUCCCCGUCCCUACCUAGCAUACUACCCAGCCCUAUGGAAACAAUCUGAACUUGACGAGCAGUUUCAUUUUGUCAAUUCAGCGGGAAUAGUAAAGUCAUACAAAACCACUCCCCCUCCAAAAUUCGAGGCUAUGGAAAGAAGAGCAUCUUACGACACCACUGCACCCGUCCGGCUCGGGUCUAGAGAACUGGUCCACGUUCGUUUGGGCAGUAUUGCCCUGGGACGCUCAGGCGACAAGGGAGGCAAUCUGAACUUUGGUCUGUUUGUUAGUACACAAGCUAGGUGGGACUGGAUGCGAUCAUACCUGUCGCGUGCCAAAGUACAGGAACUCCUGGGAGGGGACUGGCGGCCAGAGUUUACUAUUGAACGUGUCGAGUUGCCCAAAAUCUUGGCCGUGCACUUUGUUGUUUAUGGAAUUCUUGGUCGUGGUGUCAGUAGCUCGAAGCGUUUGGAUGGAUUUGGAAAGGGGUUCAUCGAUUAUUUCAGGGACAAGAUUGUUGAGGCACCUAGUUCUAUUCUGUAA